AUGAUACGUAUAGUUGAAUGGGCUUUGAUGUUGCCAUCAUUCAAUGAAAUUUUGGUGGAAGAUCAAGCUCGAUUGAUAAGAUUUGGAUGGCAUGAAGUGAUCCUUGCGGAUAUAGCUUAUCGUUCCACAAUAAAUAAAUUAUUAUUAUGGCCGGAACGUGUAAUGGAACGGAAUGAUGCGGAAAUUCUGGGUUGCCGGAUUAUUUUUGAUCGUAUUAUUAAUGAGCUUACAAUUCGAUUGAAAGAUUUAGAUGUUGAUCGAAUGGAAAUUGCUGCCUUGCGAUGUGCUAUUCUUUAUAAUCCAAGUGUUAGCGGAUUACGGAAUGUCUCAGUAGUGGAAUCAUUACGUGAUAAAGUGAUGGUAUGCUUGGAGGAUUACUGUCGACAACAUCAUCCGGAACAAACUCAACGCUUUGCCAAAUUGUUGUUACGUAUGCCAGCGUUACGAUCUCUUAGCUUGCAUUGCGCUGAAAAUGAUGGUUUUAUUAUUACUGCACCUACUAUUCAGGAUCUUAUUCGAGUGUUAAUUCAACGCCAAAAUUUAUCCAUACAAAGAAAUCUGUGA
Loa loa (African eye worm) is the source of this 564-nucleotide messenger RNA. RefSeq lists its product as hypothetical. NCBI's taxonomy places the organism in Eukaryota, Metazoa, Nematoda, Chromadorea, Rhabditida, Onchocercidae. The coding region runs from base 1 to 564 and encodes 187 amino acids. The transcript has 4 exons. The record is from RefSeq and is a predicted model, not a curated record. Gene Ontology annotation, molecular function: zinc ion binding; RNA polymerase II cis-regulatory region sequence-specific DNA binding; nuclear receptor activity. Gene Ontology annotation, biological process: cell differentiation; anatomical structure development; positive regulation of transcription by RNA polymerase II. Gene Ontology annotation, cellular component: activator ecdysone receptor complex; nucleus.